UAGAUUCAACACUUUGCCAUCUUAGUCUUUUAAACAUUUUAAGUAAUAAUGAUGAUAAUGAUAAAAAUACACUUUCUCGUAAAAGAAUAAUAUUAGAUAUUAAUGAUAAUAAUCAUGCACUUUCUCAUAAAAGAAUAAUAUUAGAUAUUAAUGAUAAUAAUAAUCAUGCACUUUCCCAUAAAAGAAAAAUAUUAGAUAUUAAUGAUAGUUUUGAAGAGGAAGAAUUAUACAAAAAAUUAAAAAAUUAG
Dentiscutata erythropus is the source of this 248-nucleotide messenger RNA. The record is from the annotation of a GenBank genome assembly. NCBI's taxonomy places the organism in Eukaryota, Fungi, Glomeromycota, Glomeromycetes, Diversisporales, Gigasporaceae.